AUCGCAGCCAGUGGAAAGUUGCGUCUGUAUUCAAAGAUUAAUAUUUAGAAACUUUUUCGUUACGUUUCCAAAUGGAUAAAAAGGGAAAGCCAAAGGUCGAACAAUCAGUUGAACCUGUAGAAAAUGGAUCGGACUUUGUUGAAAGCUUUCGUAAAACAGUAAAAAGGGAAUUCGGAGAGCAAAUGAUUCAGAUUGCAAUGGAGAAAAUGGUUCCAAUGUUGCGAGAUAUGGCUUUGGAAGGUGGACAAAUUGCAGCCAAGGAAGUAUUAUAUGGUGACGAUGUAGAAAAACUACAGAAGGAGUUGGGGAUAAAAGAAAAGGAGUUAUAUAAACUUGAAAGAGAAAAAAAAAGCUUUACAAGAACACUUGAAGAAUGAGAGCAGUAACAAGAACGAGUUAGAGUUAAAACUUAUAGAAAAGGAAACUGAAAUAAAAUUAGCUGAAGGUCGUAUCAAAGCUUUACGAAAACAAAUACAAGCAAAAGAAAAGGAGUUCAGUAAAGAGAGAACUGAAAUGGAACUACUGAAAGAGAAACAUAAGACUGAAAUUGAAUCAUUGAAAAAACAAAAUGACGAACUAAAAUCAAAGAUUGCUGUAAAUUUAGCAGGUGACAACAAUGCUAAGCAUGCUCUUGUUCAGGUUCGAGAAGAAAAUGAAAAAUUACAGGCAGAAAAUGAAGAAUUAAAAAGAAAACUACAGAAAAAAGUGAACAAACAAUGAAAUAGACAAAUGAUAUCAACUUUUAGAUAUUAUUUAUGCAA
Molecule: messenger RNA, 761 nt
Organism: Mytilus trossulus (common blue mussel)
Lineage: Eukaryota; Metazoa; Mollusca; Bivalvia; Mytilida; Mytilidae
Exons: 3
Coding region: 72-377 (101 amino acids)
Source: RefSeq, a predicted model, not a curated record